UCCGAAGCGGUGGUGGCGGUAGCACUAUCAAGUGUUUUAUCGGCAGAGUUAACGAGUCUCAGCGGUAUUAAUGACCAUCUCUAAAUAAUGCCGCCUGUCAAUUUUGUUAUGAUCUGUGUAAAGGCGAAGCUAGUACCUGUGUGAAAGCCCACUGUUUCAGUUGUGAAAUCAGUUCUUAAGCAAAUCACGCCCGAGUGCGUGUGGAAGACGACAGGAACUUUGCUGGUCUAGUUCUAGUGCAACAAAAUAAGUCGUCCAAGUUCUUGCAUAUACACAGCACAACAGCGAUAUCCAAUAUGUUCUUCAUAUUUGUUGCUGGCUUAUUGGGGGGUAUUCUUCUCUCCGCAGUCAUCUUGCACAAACUUGAUAGAAAGAGUCUCAAAGAGAAGCAUGUUCUCAUCUCAGGUGGCUCUUCUGGCAUUGGACUAGAACUGGCGAAAGAAGCUUUCAGGCUAGGGGCAAGAGUAACCCUAGUGGCGCGUAACGAGAACAAUCUCAGAAUGGCGGCUGAAGCUGUGGCUAUCGAUAGUGAUAAAGUUGGAUACGUUUCCGUCGAUUUAUCGUCAAAUAUCUCUGCAAUCAAAAAGGCUAUCGCUCCGGCUAUUCGAGCUCAAGGUGACAUUGACGUUCUUAUUAACUGUGCGGGCACUGCAGUAGCACGGUACAUCGAAGAGACCACGGAAUUCAUGUAUCGCCAAAUGAUGGAUUCGAACUACCACACUGCUGUAAAUCUGACCAAGGCUUGCCUUUCGAGUUUGGAGAGGAGAUGCGUAAGCCAGGGUUCAGCCUCUAUUGUGUUUUUAUCCUCUAUGGCUGGCAUCAUGGGCGUCUUUGGAUACAGCGCGUAUUCGCCUGCAAAAUUUGCGAUUUCCGGUUUUGCACAAACGGUUAUAGCUGAGAAACAACACCUAGGUUUGCACGUCAUGGUCGUGUUUCCCCCUGACACCGAAACGCCAGGAUUUGAAAAUGAGAAUGUUGGCAAGCCCGCAGAGACCGUCGCCAUUUCACGUCUCGCCGGCAUUAAGAAGCCAGACACUGUCGCAAAGGGUAUCAUAGAGGACUUAUGCAAAAGGAGGAUGAUGUCAUCUUUUGGCUUGGAUGGCCAGCUCAUAUGUACGGCCGCAUCGGGAAUGUGGCCAGUUAGUUCUUGGUUGAAGCUCAUAUCGGAAAUCGCCCUCAUAGCACCUGGUCGUUUAUUGGGUGCUUACUUGCAUUAUAUAUUCAUUCGCGUGACUGCAGCGGAGCGUGCAAAGAGGGGCCCCGGCUGGUAUCCUCGUUAGCAGAGAAUGUGGGAAAUCGAGCAGUGCGCACGCGAGAUCUAAUCAAGUGUAAGCAUGCUUGUUAUAAUUAUAGAAUAUAUCGGAAGUCCCUAGCUCCUUGUAUAUAUAUAUAUAUAUAUAUAUGAUAUGCAAUAAGAUUUAAUAAAGCCGCGUAGCCGAAAAUUUGUACUGCUGCA
Varroa destructor (honeybee mite) is the source of this 1456-nucleotide messenger RNA. Its product is annotated as 3-dehydrosphinganine reductase-like. Gene Ontology annotation, biological process: sphingolipid biosynthetic process. NCBI's taxonomy places the organism in Eukaryota, Metazoa, Arthropoda, Arachnida, Mesostigmata, Varroidae. Gene Ontology annotation, cellular component: endoplasmic reticulum membrane. The record is from RefSeq and is a predicted model, not a curated record. Gene Ontology annotation, molecular function: 3-dehydrosphinganine reductase activity.